Messenger RNA from Carassius auratus (goldfish), 5512 nucleotides. Its product is annotated as FYVE, RhoGEF and PH domain-containing protein 4-like. The record is from RefSeq and is a predicted model, not a curated record. Lineage: Eukaryota; Metazoa; Chordata; Actinopteri; Cypriniformes; Cyprinidae. Bases 659 to 2893 code for a protein of 744 amino acids. Gene Ontology annotation, cellular component: cytoplasm. Gene Ontology annotation, molecular function: guanyl-nucleotide exchange factor activity; metal ion binding. The transcript is spliced from 19 exons. Gene Ontology annotation, biological process: cytoskeleton organization; filopodium assembly.
CGGACAGACAAGAGCGUGUGGCAUUUCCCUGCCAUAUGCUGUCCCUCCUCUGGAAUGUGAUUAUCCUCGGUGGAGAAAAAAACAGAGGCUGAGCGGAAAACACAGUGUGUGCGGGGGAAGCAAGAGAGGGGGAAUAGAAGAAGGAGGAGGAGAAGCAGUAAAGCAAGUGUAGAGCCAGAGAGUGAAAGAGAGAAAGAGGAAGGAUGGAGGAUGACUAGAGAGGGAGGAGGGUUCAUGAGAGGACUGUUCAGUCUGGCAUGAUUCUUCGGAUAAGGACGACGGAACUGAACUCAAGUGGAAAUCUCAAACACAGGGCUGCCGUCACCAAUCCGACAAAGACUCAGAUAAAGCCAGUAAUCCCAGCUGCUUUGCCUCCAAACAAUGUGAUGAAGAGGAAGCUUGUGUUGGGGUGAAGAUCGCUCAGAACAAAGCCGUUGCUAGCCAUAUUCCUAAUGAGCAAGAUCAUCGCAGUGAGAAGUUGAGUCAUGGUUGUAGAUUCAUCAAAAAGAGCGUUACUGGAGUAAAUGGAAGAGUUACAGGCCGACGGAUUCCACCCCAUCUCAAACCACAAGUGCCUCCUAAGCCAGCACACCUUCAGAGUACGGUGACGGAAGUCUCCUUUCCUCUGGCUGCUGGAACGUCACCCAUUGAUCCCAGCAUGGAGGGGGGAGGAGUAGGAGGAGCAAAAGGGAGGGGCCUAGUGUCUGACCUCAUCAGUCGCUUUGAGGAAAACAGACACACAGACAGUCGGAGGGAGGGCGCUCCUCUGAAGCAGGUCAGCAGAUCUCCCAACUGCAGCCCGGCUCGCAAAAACUACCAGAGACAGACGGAGAAGCCCACAGACUCCAGCUCUGCUGCGAACAGCCCAGAUCAUGCUCUCACACCCCCCAAUGGGGUUCUAAAUCAAAAUAACAAAGAACAGGACUUGAAUCAGGACAUGGAUGAAAUUACACAUGACACAGCUCCGGUUGAGAGGACAGACAGCCAGGAACUGGUGAAUGGAGAUGACAGCGAUGGGGCUAAGAAGGAAAUUAUGGAAGAGGACUGUGUAGACCCGCCUCACGCUCACACGGAACAGGCCGAGGAGGAGAGGAAAGAGCCAGAGCAGCAUGACGUUGUGAUGAACAGCAUCCCAGAGCAGAAGGAAACCAAUGAGCAGAAACUCUACAAGAUAGUGAAUGAACUUCUGCAGACAGAGAAGGCUUAUGUUGCACGACUCAACUUGCUAGAUAAGGUGUUUUAUGCCAAGCUGAUAGAAGAAGCCAGAAAAGACACGUUCCCCGUGGAUGUGGUGAAAAACAUCUUUUCCAACAUCUCUUCCAUUCAUACCUUCCACAGCCAGUUCCUUUUGCCUGACCUGGAAAAACGCAUGGGGGAAUGGACGGAAACACCUCGCAUUGGGGACAUCCUACAGAAACUCACUCCCUUUCUAAAGAUGUACGCUGAAUAUGUGAAGAACUUUGAUCAUGCCAUGGAUCUCCUGAAGCAGUGGACAGAUCGAUCACCUCCGUUUAAAGCCAUCAUUCUGGAAAUCCAGCGUCAGGAAGUAUGUGGCAGUCUGUCGCUGCAGCACCACAUGUUGGAGCCCGUUCAGAGAGUGCCACGGUACGAGAUGCUGCUCAAAGACUAUCUGAAGAAACUUCCUCAGGACCACAUAGACCAGCGGGAUGCUGAAAAGUCUUUAGAGAUCAUUGCCAUGGCUGCCACUCAUUCCAACACCGCCAUUAGAAAAACAGAAAACCUUAAGAAAUUGCUGGAGAUUUAUGAGAUGCUGGGAGAGGAAGAGGACAUAGUGAACGCCUCAAAUGAGUUAAUAAAGGAGGGUCAUAUUCUAAAACUGGCAGCCAGAAACACUUCAGCCAUGGACAGAUAUCUCUUCCUGUUCAACAACAUGCUGCUGUACUGCGUUCCCAAGUUCAGUUUGGUGGGACAGAAGUUUACGGUCCGCACACGUAUCGGGAUCGAAGGCAUGAAGGUGAUGGAGACAUACAAUGAGGAUUAUCCUCACACCUUUCAGGUUUCCGGAAAGGAACGGACACUGGAGCUGCAGGCCAGCUCUGAACAGGAUAAAGAAAGCUGGAUAAAGGCAUUCCAGGAAACAAUAGACAUCUCCCUCCAGAAAAAUGAGACCUUUAAGUCAGCAUUCAAAGAUGUGGAGGAAGUACCGGAUCUUAAGAUAUCAGAGCUGGGUAAAAGAGCCCCUCGCUGGAUCCGAGACAAUGAAGUGACCAUGUGCAUGAAGUGCAAAGAGGCCUUUAACGCCAUCACACGCAGGAGACAUCACUGUCGGGCCUGCGGAUACGUGGUCUGCUGGAAGUGUUCAGACUACAAAGCCACUCUGGAAUAUGACGCGAAUAAGAUGAGCAAGGUGUGCAAAGACUGUUUCUGCAUCCUGACCGGCCAUAGAGACAGCGAGGAGAGGGAGGGCAAGAAGAAGGGCAUUCUAGAGUUACGGAAGAAAUUGCGACGUCCACGAACUGUUGUGGUGAAUUCAUCAGCGAUUGAAGCUGCUCAGUUCUCGGGCAACAGUAUCAUGUGUGGCUUCCUGCAGUACUGCGAGAAGAACAAGCCCUGGCAGAAAGUCUGGUGUAUCAUUCCUCAAAAAGAAGCUCUAGUUCUCUACUUGUACAGAGCACCUCAGGAUGUCAAGGCCCAGUCCUCGAUUCCUCUGCUCGGCUACCAGGUGGAGGACAGCCCAAGACCCACCGACCCUCCCGCCAGCUUCAGAAUCUCUCAGUCGAAAUCAGUCCACAGCUUUGCAGCAGAGAGCGAGGAACUGAAACAGCGCUGGCUCAAAGUGAUCCGUAUGGCAGUGACAGGAGAGGUACCGAAAUCACCUGAAGAACACCAUUCUACGGAAAUCCCCCAAGAGCCGAGCUCUAAUGGCGUCUGAGCAAAGAGAGCGAACUCUUGUUGAAGAUUUUAGUACUGACGUGGCAAUGCUGUCGGUAAGAAGAGUGUUUACGCUCCCGCUUGCUGCGCCAUCACUGCUGGUCCAGUUGUUCUAAAGAUCCAUUUGGAUUCGAACACAUCCAGAAAGCAUAUGGAUAUCAGCUUCAUCCUCACCUGAGAGAUCUGAAGUUCAUGAAGGAUGCAAACGGAGCACAUGUGAACACAUGGAGAAACAGACAUGCUAUUCCAUCAUCACACUAUACUACAGCUGACGCAGCACUGUUUUUAGCCUAAUGUAAAAAUUGUACAAUUCAGAACAUUAACAUAUAUAUUGAGGCAAAAAUCCAGAUGUGUCGACACCAUUGUAAAAAAAGAAAAGAAAAAAAAUGCUGGACAUUCGCGUUUUUCAAAAGACAAGAUUGCAAUUUACUGCAAAUAUAAAUAGCAUUCAGAUGCAAAAUGCUCUGCAUGAAAUAGAAGCUCCUUCAUUAUGGCAAGCAGACAUGGUGUGUUGUCAAUAUUGUAAAUCCUUGGUUGUGUUGCAGUGGUAUACCGGUAUAUCAUAGUAUUAAAAUCGUUUAUUGCUUAAAUGCAACUGGACUGAGAAUCUCAACUGCACAUGCGUGAAAGAGAUGCGAGGCUGAAUAGAGCUUCACCAAACGUGUAGCACAAUGACCUUUCUGAUAAGAAACAAAGUCUUAAUUCUGUCAAUUUUAUCAUGAAACCCAAAUUAGAAAUGCUGUUUUUCGGCGCUCUUUUAAUCAUUGUUUCCGCCUAUGUAGUAAGCUGUAGUAGUGGAGCACGCGUUAAACCAGAUAGCACACGUACGUCUGCAAGAUGUCUGUUAAAGAUCGCUUCAUCUGGAAAGCAUUUGCUGUGAACAAACAUCUUAUAGACGUAUUUCAGAUGAGCAAACACUCUAAAAAUACAUCUUGCGGAUGCAGCGCUAAAUGCAGACAUCAAAAUAGACAUCUCUGUGAUGUACAUCAUCUUCAUCUUUACUUCUAUGAAUUAAACGUGAAUGAACAUCAGAAGGUAUGGUGAAAGAUUUAGAAGACCUACUUGAAAUGUAUUACCCCUCAUUCAAUCGCCCAAUCAGUGUUCUGACCACGGAAAGAAGUCACAUUUACCUCAGGAAAUUUUGAUCGAUAGCUAGAAGAAAGGAGCUUAACCUGUUAGUAAUAAUUUAUGUCUGUUUUUUAUUAAAACUACCUUAUGUGCAAUUUGAAUGUUUGUAUAAAAGUUUGUUUUGCGUGAGUAGCCUAUUCAUUUAGUCUCUGUCCUUAAUUUUCAUUUCAACUUUAUUUCGCCAUGUAUACAGAUACUAGGAAUUUGAUUUGGUCUUCUCCAUGCAGGCAACACAGUAACUCUUUAAUAGGAAUGUUUCGAAUGAGAGGGUUUCCAUGUUUAGUUUAUGUGCAGCUAAAAUAUAUUCAAAUAUUGUAUACCGAGAUGCCAAAAUAUACUUUCUGGUUUGCAGUACCUCAGCACAUCUGACAUCAAGCUUUUGACAGAUCUAAACAUCUGCUGUACCCCAGCUCAGUUUCUGAAACGGAACAACAGCAGUCGACACCAUGUGAAUAAUGUUUUCGCUCGGUUAUGAGCCGUUUCACUUUUCCUCAUUUAAAAGCACAUUCAAAUCAAACAUGAACAAAAUUGUGGCUUUGGUGUCAGUCAACCUCCAGACUUCGAUAUCAGCUCUCUAAUAAUGGUAAUAGAUUCGGGAUUUAGUGGAAGAACUGGUUGUGAAUUUUCUAUAACGGACCUUUAUUUGUCUAAUGGAGGUGGUUUUGUUCUGUAUAUCUACUGUGGGCUGCACAAUCACACUCAUAAGGCCCGCUGGAGCAGGGAUAUGUAUAUGUUCUUUAAAUAUUGUAAUUAUAACUUUAUUAUUUAAAAAUAAUUUAUAGCAGAAAUGCAUGAUUUUACAUAGCACACAAUUCGAUUUUCAGUCUCUGUGUAGAUCGGACCAUUUAUUCAUCCCUUUGUAUUUAAGAAAUUUGCAUGUUCAUUUAUUUCUUUCAGACUUAAAGUACAUCUGCAUAUUCUUAACAUUACUGGGAAUUAAUUUUUUCACUUUCAACACACCAACAUUGUGCGUUACAGGCCUUCUUUCACACUCGAUCUCAAUCUGAAUCUGAAUUCAUUUAAAAAGAAAAUAAACCACUUGAUGUUUGAUGUUUCUGGGAAACUCUGCCAUGUGGUAACAAUGAACAAUUUUAAAGCUACUUGACCUGGACACAUAUCACAGCUAAGAAUUGUAGUCAUAUUAUUGUCCUUGUCAACCAGUUGUUGAUUCCACAGUACAUAUUUUUUGAAUGGGACAUUUAUAAAUGUAGUUCCACAUUUUUACAGCAACUAGGUUGGUAUAUUGAACGUGAGUUUCUGUAUUAAAACAUGGAGGUGUGUUCAUUGUUGCCAUUCGAAAGAAUCCUUACCAUGCAAUCUGAAUGUAAUAUGCUGGUUUUCUCUGUCCCAGUAUCUCUUCCACGGUAAAUCUACAUCAGCUCUCAAAACUGAGACAGAACCUGUUUUAUACAUACAAAUGAAACUGAAGAUGACGCACUUUACUGCCUUCUAUAAAGUGUACCUUGUAAAAUAAAACGAGAUUAUCUUGCAA